Messenger RNA from Rhineura floridana, 516 nucleotides. RefSeq names its product interleukin-17F-like. Lineage: Eukaryota; Metazoa; Chordata; Lepidosauria; Squamata; Rhineuridae. Gene Ontology annotation, cellular component: extracellular region. The transcript has 2 exons. Gene Ontology annotation, biological process: inflammatory response. Bases 1 to 516 code for a protein of 171 amino acids. The record is from RefSeq and is a predicted model, not a curated record. Gene Ontology annotation, molecular function: cytokine activity.
AUGUCCUUUUGUAUCCAUUCUCCCUUUCAGAUUAGGUUGAUGGUUCUGAUGCUUGCAGUGAUGAGUUUAGCUUUUGGAAAAGCAGUUAAGUCUAGAAAAAACGAGGCACCUACUGAAAAAACGAAUCACAACAACCGCCCAGCCCAAUUUGGAACCCAAGAGAACUUCCCCUCAAAUUCCCUGACGGUUUAUGUACACAUUGGUCACAAAGAGCCAGCCAGCAUGAUGCCUCACGAUAUCAGGAACAAGUCUACAUCUCCAUGGGAUUACAGCAUUAAUGAAGAUCCCAACAGGUUUCCCCAUGUGAUUUCGAAAGCCACCUGUCGCUAUAAUGGCUGCUUGAACUACAAAGGCCAACAAAUCAUCAGUAUGAAUUCUGUUCCUAUUCAGCAGGAGAUCCUGGUUCUUAGGCGAAAGCAGAUGGGUUCCCAGCAAACCUAUUGGUUGGAGACACAAGUGGUUACUGUUGGCUGUACCUGUGUCAUUCCUACCACCAAUCCUAUGAAAAGCAUCUGA